GCUGGGGUCCUGGCUGUGGGGCUGGCGGGCGAAGGCUGCCGGGUGGAAGUGGAUGCUCAUGGGCGCCUCCGGGUCCGCGCGGGGUGGAGCUGUCCCGCAGAGCUGGUGCCAGCGCUGACAGCUGUGAACAUCAUGAGCGUGGGCUUCAUUGGGGCUGGCCAACUGGCCUUUGCCCUGGCUAAGGGCUUCACAGCAGCAGGCAUCCUGGCUGCCCACAAGAUAAUGGCCAGCUCCCCAGACAUGGAUUUGGCUACGGUGUCCGCCCUCAGGAAGCUGGGGGUGAACCUGACACCCCACAACAAGGAAACGGUGAGGCACAGUGAUGUGCUCUUCCUGGCGGUGAAGCCACACAUCAUCCCCUUCAUCCUGGAUGAGAUUGGUGCCGACAUCCAGGACAGGCACAUUGUGGUGUCCUGCGCGGCUGGCGUCACUAUCAGCUCCAUCGAGAAGAAGCUGAAGAUGUUCCAGCCAGCCCCAAAGGUCAUCCGCUGUAUGACUAAUACUCCAGCUGUGGUUCGAGAGGGGGCCACCGUGUACGCAAUGGGCACACAUGCCCAGGUGGAGGAUGGCAGUCUUCUGGAGCAGCUUCUGGGCAGUGUGGGCUUCUGCACAGAGGUGGAGGAGGACCUGAUUGAUGCUGUCACAGGGCUCAGCGGCAGUGGCCCUGCCUACGCCCAAGGGUGCUGCCUAGAGAGGCCCAGGACAACCUUCUCCCCACAGGCCUUCACAGCCCUGGAUGCCCUGGCUGAUGGGGGUGUGAAGAUGGGGCUUCCACGGCGCCUGGCAGUCCGCCUUGGGGCUCAAGCCCUAUUGGGGGCUGCCAAGAUGUUACUGGCCUCAGAACAGCAUCCAAGCCAGCUCAAGGACAACGUCUGCUCUCCUGGUGGGGCCACAAUCCAUGCCUUGCACGUGCUGGAGAGUGGGGGUUUCCGCUCCCUGCUCAUCAAUGCUGUGGAGGCCUCUUGCAUCCGUACCCGGGAGCUGCAGUCCAUGGCUGACCAGGAGAAGGUUUCAUCAGCUGCCAUCAAGAAGACUGUCCUGGACAAGGUGAAGCUGGACUCCCCUGUGGAGUCCUCUCUGUCUCCUGGCUAUACCAAGCUGUUUCCUCGUAGCCUAGCCCCGGCAGGCAAAAAGGACUGAUGUGUCCUACCUGUCCACCGUCUUGCCUCCACCUCCUCAUCUCACCUCUUCACUCAACGCUCCUAUGCUGGGGGUCCCCAGGCCAUGCAGUGUCCCCACAUGGCUAGCGGCCCAUGGCCUUGAUUACUUUGGGGAUCAGCUGGGGUCUGAGCCAGUGAGGGGGCACAUCAUUCCCCACUGGAAAUCUCCAUGUCUCUAAGUGUUCUCUAGCCCAGAAUAGGGGUGGGUGCUCUGACCUCAGCUUCCCCUCCACUCUGGAGCUCAGGUGGCCUGGAGGGUCUUCACCCACCCUGCCUCCAGUGUUAGCUGGCUUCAGCUUGGCUCCUGCCCCCACUCAGGGAGAUGCUUGUCCUUCCUGUGUGAGGCCCAGAGGGUCCCAGGCACAAGGGACCAUAGUUCCUCUUGAUCAGCUGCCAAGGACCUGUGAUCCUAUUGGACUUUGAGAAAAGGGCUCCUCCAGAGGUCACCAGCACUCAGGCCACCGUCCCCCAUUCCUAACCUGACUGGCAGGAUGCUGUCAUUACCCUCCAAGCCCUAGGCUAUAUAAAUUGGUUCCCAGCCUCCA
Otolemur garnettii (small-eared galago) is the source of this 1705-nucleotide messenger RNA. It is a transcript of the gene PYCR1, whose product is annotated as pyrroline-5-carboxylate reductase 1. The record is from RefSeq and is a predicted model, not a curated record. Gene Ontology annotation, biological process: L-proline biosynthetic process. Gene Ontology annotation, molecular function: pyrroline-5-carboxylate reductase activity. The transcript has 8 exons. Bases 133 to 1140 code for a protein of 335 amino acids. Lineage: Eukaryota; Metazoa; Chordata; Mammalia; Primates; Galagidae.